UACAUACAUACAUACAUACAUAUGUUAUAAGAUAUAAAACAAUAUCUUCUAGUCUUCAUGUUUCUUUAUUUGUAAAGAAAAAAGAUAUUUUAGUAAAUAAGUUUAUUAUGUACAUUAUUUUAAACUAUGUAUUAAUUUAGAUCUUCUAAAUAACAUUGAUUUUUAUGAAAAUAACUACAAGUUUGAAAAUAAUUACAUUACGGUGUACUUUAUAUACAUGCACACGUGGUUAUUUUGUAUGUAGAUGCAUCAUUGGGUUGAAAAAAUUAAAUUUAAAAUAAUUUACAAAUAAUGACAGAAGAAAAAGCAUCGCCUUUGAAGUUCGAAAUUUUAGCAGAAUGUAGAACUAGCAAAGCAAGAACUGGGAAAAUAACUUUAAUACAUCAUUAGUGUAGAAUACGCCAGUUUUUUAUGCCAGUAGGAACACAGGGUACUCUGAAAGUAUUGCCUCAACAACUAGAAGAAUUGAAUUGUCAAAUAAUUCUUGGCAAUACUUAUCACCUUGGGAAUAGACCUGGUACCGAAAUAUUGCGUAAAGCAGGAGGUUUGCAUAAAUUUAUGAAUUGGAAAAGAGCAUUAUUAACUGAUUCUGGUGGGUUUCAAAUGGUAUCAUUACUACAACUUGCCAGAAUUACAGAAGAAGGAGUGAACUUUAAAUCUCCUAUAAUGGUAAUGUGUAAAAAUACUGAUUGCAUGUUAACUCCUGAACGCUCUAUUCAAAUUCAGAAUACAAUUGGUGCUGAUAUAAUAAUGCAAUUAGAUGAUGUAGUUAAAAGUACACAAACUGGACCAAGAGUGACAGAAGCUAUGGGAAGAACAGUAAGAUGGUUAGAUAGAUGUUUAUUGGCACAUGAAAGAUUUGAUGAACAAAGUAUAUUCCCUAUUGUACAAGGUGGAUUAGAUCCUAAAUUAAGAUCAGAAUGUGCGCAUGAAUUAACGAAAAGAAAAGUAAAUGGUUAUGCAAUUGGAGGAUUAAGUGGUGGUGAAAGUAAAGAUACGUUUUGGAAAAUGGUACAUCUUUCUACUGAUAUUCUUCCAAAAAAUAAACCUCGUUUAAUGGGUGUUGGUUUUGCUACAGAUCUAGUUGUGUGUUGUGCAUUAGGUGUUGACAUGUAUGACUGUGUAUUUCCAACAAGAACAGCUAGAUUCGGUUGUGCUUUAGUACGUACAGGUCAACUUAAUUUAAGACAAAACCAUAUAGUAAAAGAUAUGAGCCAAUUGGAUGAAUCUUGUCCAUGUAGCACUUGUAAGACAUAUACACGUGCAUAUCUUCACCAAAUAGUUACAAUAGAAACAGUUGCAUGUCACUUAUUAACAGUUCAUAAUAUAGCAUUUCAAAUGAAUUUAAUGAAAGAUAUUAGAGAAAGUAUAAAGCAACAAAAAUAUCCUGAAUUUGUACAAAAUUAUAUGUUAAAUGUGUAUCCAGAUAAAAAAUACCCAGAUGGAUAGUUAAUUGCCUUGCAGACAGUUAAUAUUACAUUAUUAUAACAAUUAAUGAAAUUGGUAACCAUAUAAUGCAUAAUUUUACAAUUUUUUAAAAUAUUUUUAUUAUGUACCAUAUUACUAAAAUUUUACUUAUGUACUAUAAUUCAAAUGUAUUAAUAUACAACUAAAUAAAAUACUUUUAAAUAAACUUAAAAGUACAUAAUAUAGCAUAAUUUAUUAAUAACUUCACAUUGUAUUAUUAAUAUGAAAACAAAUUUUCAAUUAGUACCAAAUUAUACUUCAAUACAAGUGCUUUCCAUUUUACUUCAAUUAUAUUCUCUAUAAUAUCAAUUAAAAUAUAUUCUACAAUAGGCACCACUUGUAAUAAUUAAAUUAUAUUGAGUUCAUCACAUAAAGUCAUCUGAAUCAUAGCCACUAUUUUCUGUAUUUGAUGUCAUAUUAGAUGAAUUAAAUAAUGAAUUGUAGCUUCUAAAAAAAAGGAAUAUAUAUUUUAUAAUAAUAUACAUAUAUUUUAGUUUCAGAAGAAUUAAUUAAAAAUAGGAAAUACUUUGAAAUAACAUUCUAUCGUACCUCAUUUCAGCUUCUUCUUGACGUCUUUUCUCUUCAGCGUUUUCUCUUUCCUUCUGUUCUCUUAAAAGCUUUUCUUAUCUUCUCUCUCAUUUUUAUCUCUUUGUUCUCGUUCUGCUUGUAAAUUUACUUGUUCAGAACGCUUAGUUUUAUUAAGUCGAUUAACAAUAAUAUUUUGACGUUUUGUAACAUGGAUUUUACGAACAUCUUUCUCUUGUGGAAACCAACUUGACCAACUUCCAUUCCCUGAGUCUUUUUCAAAUUAGACCACAUUGUAUAAACUACAUCAAUGUCAUUCAUUCUAUUUCCAUCAAUACUGUUUGCUUUUACUAAUUGUUGCGGCAUCUUCCAAAACUGUACUCGGGAUAUCAUCUAUUGUUUGACCCUAAACAGAUGAUAAAAAAGAAUAGUUCAUUUGUAUAUUUAUAUACUAUAAUAAUAUCAGAAUAGAUAUAUAUCAUCUUUACCAUAUGUAAUCGUAAAUACACAUGAGCCGAAGAAUAUUUGUCCACAUGAAACCAAACAUCUUCUGGCCAACCCCAUUUAAUCAAAUCCUCAUCUAAAUGUUAUAUAAAUAUAAUAUUAAUAAUAACCGUUAUUUAAUUGUCUAUUUAAUGAAAUUAUAUCACCUCACUUACUUUCAUAUUUAUCAACCCCCCAUAAAUAAUGUUACUGGCGGUUGUACAACUGCAAUUCAAAAUAAUAAUUUAUUCUAACCUUACAAAAUGUUACAAAAAACAUAAUUACAACUAUAUACACAAGUAACAUAUAAUCCUAUGUACAUUUUGAGAAACAAAUAAAAAGAAAAUGAUAAAUUACCCUCGCUUGUAAAAUAAUAUACCAUCGUUCCACAAAUAUUGAUGUAAAUGCACGUGUUAACGAAAACAACUGUCAAAAAAUAAUGUCGACACUAACGCCACUGAACUACCAAUGUUUUACUAUCAGUUACUAUAUUCACUUGAUUCUUCUUAGAACAUAUAUACUCGAAUGAUGUUCAUUCAAAUAACACAAAGACUCAAUUUCAAGUCUAUAAGUUAACGUUGUAUUUUAUUAAUGUUAUUUUAAGGUAAAAAUUUGGAAAAUUUAAUUAGUACUACUGCAGAUAAAUCAUUAAUUUAUUAUUUGAAUAUAAAGUACAAAGCAUAUAUAGAUACAGCACAUUUCUAUUUCUUUUAAAUCAUUUCUAUCAUAAAUGGUUAAAUCAAAAUUUGUAUAUUACUUUAAAGUUAUUACUUUCAUCAAACAGCGGUGCUAGUAAUUAAAGGUGACUGAUAUUAUAUUAAUUUUUUAAUACAUCAUUAGGAACAAUGAUAAAUUAAUAAACAUGCGAUUUUUUAAAUGAAUUACAUUUAAAUUCCGAUUUUUUUUCAAUUAUAACAUACCAUGUAUUUCCUGUAGGAUCUAUUUUUGUAAGUUUAUAUGAAAAUAUGUUUAUCCCACAGAUAUUGAAGAUUUUUAUAUCUGCUAAUAAUAUUAAUUCAUCCUAGAACGAUUCAUAUGGAUGGCAUGUUUUUCAGCAUGAUAUGUUUUAAAUAUUUGAUUGAAUACAGGAUAUAUUUCAGGAUCAUUAAUCCAUACUGAUGAUGCUGAAGGUGUGUCUAGCAUUGUUAAGUAUGCUGAGAAGAAUUAUUAGUUACUAAAAAAUAAUCAAAAAUUUGUUGAAUUAUUAAAUCAAAAUUGUAAAAUUUAUAUUUACCAAGAAGCACUUUUGGAUUAUUAAGGCUGAGUUGUAUUUGAGGAUUGCUUAUAAUUGCAUGAUAAAUGGAUUCAUUUGUAUCAAGGCCAAUAUCUAAAUCUUGUAAACUAGGUCGUCGUUCACCAAGUAACCAUUCACACUGUACAAGUCAGAUAUUUUUUGAAUUAAUUGUAAUAUGGAAUACAUUGCAUUAGAUAUAGUAUUAUACUUACAGCAUUAAAUUGAUUAUUUCCAGUAAUUUUUAAUGCUUCUAUUAUAUUUUUCUCUUCAAAAACCCAUUUCCAAAAUGUUUCUAAUCAUUCUUGGAUUUGGUUUAAAUUUAAUUUCUUAAAUUGCCGGAAAUGUUCUAAUAAGAGAGUUACAAUAUUUACUAGAUUCUCUUUCACGGAAUUGAGCUUCCCUAUCUGAACAUUAGUACAACAAAAUAUUUAACAUAAAUGAUAAAUUUAGAAAGUUAAAUUAUUUUAAUGGGUAAUAUCAUUACCACAUAAAAAUAUCAGCACAUGCUUCCUUAAAGGUUAUUUUUAUACUGCCCUGUUGAAGAACUAGGACCUGCUUCAUUGACAUCUGUUUUGGCAUAUAAACAAACUACUGUUGUUUCAUCUUCGUAAUCAUCAUCUGGAUCAUCUUGAUGUUCUAUAAGCCAUUCUAAAGCCUCUGUUACAUCGGACCUAUAAUAUAAGCUGAUGAUGAACCAAAUUGGCACUCACUAUAAUUCUAUACGUCAACGAUUGUACAACUAAAAUAUUAUCAAGGAGCAUUCACAUUGUUGGUUAAACAUGUAGUGAUAUCCACCAAACGAUUGAUAGAUCACCUUUAUGCGCAUGUGUAUUAUUGUAUUGUCAUUUUACAUAAAAAUAAAUGUUCUGUCCAAGAUGAUAAGUAAAUAAUAGAAAUAGAGGUAGUAUUACGUUUUGUUGUAUAGUGAUAUUAUCAUAUGUGAAAUUGAGAAGUAUUGUGAUUUUUUUAGAAGUGGAAAUUUUUUUAUGAUACAA
This is a messenger RNA of Vespa velutina, 4704 nucleotides long. RefSeq names its product queuine tRNA-ribosyltransferase catalytic subunit (gene Tgt). Gene Ontology annotation, cellular component: cytosol. Lineage: Eukaryota; Metazoa; Arthropoda; Insecta; Hymenoptera; Vespidae. The record is from RefSeq and is a predicted model, not a curated record. Gene Ontology annotation, molecular function: tRNA-guanosine(34) queuine transglycosylase activity.